This is a messenger RNA of Ananas comosus (pineapple), 653 nucleotides long. Its product is annotated as histone H2A-like. Bases 52 to 516 code for a protein of 154 amino acids. Gene Ontology annotation, molecular function: structural constituent of chromatin; DNA binding; protein heterodimerization activity. The record is from RefSeq and is a predicted model, not a curated record. Gene Ontology annotation, cellular component: nucleosome. The transcript is spliced from 2 exons. Lineage: Eukaryota; Viridiplantae; Streptophyta; Magnoliopsida; Poales; Bromeliaceae.
UCUUCCGAAACUCCGAUACGUUACGAUACGAGUACUACGUAACGGGCGAAAAUGGAAGCGGGGGGAGGAAAGGUGAAGAAGGGCGCGGGGGGGAGGAGAGGGGGCGGUGGACCGAAGAAGAAGCCCGUGUCGCGGUCCAUUAAGGCCGGUCUACAGUUCCCCGUGGGCCGUAUCGGCCGAUUCCUCAAAAAGGGCCGAUACGCACAGCGUGUCGGAACGGGCGCCCCCGUUUACCUCGCCGCGGUCCUCGAAUACCUCGCCGCCGAGGUUUUGGAGCUUGCGGGGAACGCGGCGAGGGACAACAAGAAGAACCGGAUCAUACCGCGCCACGUGUUGCUCGCGAUUCGGAACGACGAGGAGCUGGGGAAGCUCCUCGCGGGGGUGACGAUCGCGCACGGAGGGGUUCUACCGAACAUAAACCCGGUCUUGCUUCCGAAAAAGUCGUCGGAGAAGGCCACGAAGGAGCCCAAAUCGCCGUCGAAAUCCGCCGCUACCAAAUCCCCCAAAAAGGCUUAGAUCGAUCGGACAAGCUAUUAGGGUUUUAAGAUUAGUGUUUUUUUUUUUUUGUGCUGGUAUGAACUUGUAGUGAACUACUAUGUUUAAAUUUAAAGAGAAAUGGAGCUUCUGAGUUUCGUGUUUUUCUCUCUUUUUUA